This is a messenger RNA of Fusarium odoratissimum NRRL 54006, 1496 nucleotides long. RefSeq lists its product as uncharacterized. Gene Ontology annotation, molecular function: methyltransferase activity. The record is from RefSeq and is a predicted model, not a curated record. Lineage: Eukaryota; Fungi; Ascomycota; Sordariomycetes; Hypocreales; Nectriaceae. The coding region runs from base 82 to 1083 and encodes 333 amino acids. The transcript has 9 exons.
AUUUGCUCAACUUCUCCUUUUGACCGUGUCCACUUUGCAUGAUUCUGAUGCACAAACGAUUGUGAUACCAACAGUGCCGUAAUGUCGUCUCCUCGUGCUCCCGAAGAAGAGGUUAUACAGCCUGACACUGGUUUGCAGAGUGUCACUGACGAUGAGGCUUACGAUAAUGAGAGUGAGCGGUCAUCUUUGACAUCUCUGACAUCUUCUAUUCUACAUGGAAAGGUCGAAGGAGGAAGAACCUACGCCGUGUAUGGCAAAGAGGAAUAUGGAUUACCAAUGGAUGAGGCUGAGCUUGAUCGCAUCGAUAUGUGCCAUGCUAAAUACUGCGCGUUGAUUGGAAAGAACCGUUAUUUGGCGCCUCUAGAGAAGCCCCAGAGAGUUCUAGAUCUUGGCUGCGGCACAGGGAUAUGGUCGAUUGAAAUGGCAGAAGAGUUUCCAUCUGCAGAAGUCAUUGGGACGGAUGUUGCACCGACGCAACCUGACUGGGUACCACCAAAUUGUCACUUUGAGGUCGACGAUAUUGAAAGAGAAUGGACAUGGAAAAUAGAUAGCUUUGACUUCGUUUUUGCCCGAGAUCUUCUACUAGCAAUUCGAGACUGGCCAGCCCUGAUUGACCAAACAUACACACAUCUUAGAGGAGGCGGAUGGGUCGAAUUCCAAGCCAUCGUCGGCGUUCUCGGUUGCGACGACGAUUCCAUCCCUGAAGACAGCUAUCUCCGCAAAUUCUCAACAAUGAUGGAGCAGGGCUCUGCGAAGUUUGGCGCCAGUCUGACAGACCCCAUGCGGUGGAAAGGCUGGCUUGAAGAACGCGGAUACCAAAAUGUCACAGAGCGAGUUUUCAAGCUUCCAUUCAACCCAUGGCCCAAAGAUCCGCGUAUGAAGCUCUUGGGGGCUUGGGAGAUGGAGAAUCUGCUAAGUGGACUUGAAGCUAUGGUAACGAGGAUGUUUCAGAAAGGUCUUGGAUGGACGGAUGCUGAAGUCACUGUCUUCCUUGCAUUCUUGAGAAAGGAAAUUAAGAAUCCAAGAAUGCAUGGGUACUGGCCUUACUAUGUUGUCUAUGCUCAAAAGCCACAGAGCGACUAAUGGCAACAAGAAUGAUGUUUCAUGUGAGAGUAGACUCGCCAUUAGAAUCUGAAGAUAGGAUACCAGCAAGCAGAUUCACCAAUACAAAUCAUUUGACAAGGAACUCAAUCGGGUUAUUGGUAUUCUGUUUAUUUGACUCUCGAUUACCCUGUAGAUUAGGUUUGUCAAGUCUUGCGAGUCAGGGUCACAUUUGACGCUUAGACCUUUCCCCUGUUCCUCGCGUGGCGAUCAGGGGUAAGUAGAAUUAGAAUGUUGUCUCAGAGCUAUCUUUCUGGAAUUUUUCGACGGAUUCUCUGUUAUUGUCCUUUUUCUGUCUGGUGGAAGAUUACUUGAGGCAAGGGGGAGAUUCCGUGAUCAUGCAGCCCCAUGCGUAAGUUUGGUUGAUGCUUCAUCCAGCUUUACGACAAUCCUCC